Messenger RNA from Klebsormidium nitens, 2073 nucleotides. The record is from the annotation of a GenBank genome assembly. NCBI's taxonomy places the organism in Eukaryota, Viridiplantae, Streptophyta, Klebsormidiophyceae, Klebsormidiales, Klebsormidiaceae.
AUGAUGGAGGAGGGGGAGACGGAGGAGGUGGGAGUGUCUGAGGGGGAGGACACGGACGUUGAGGGAGGGGAGGAGGUGGGGAUGGAGGAGGGAGUUGCUGGGGAGGAGGGACUCCCGUGGGAGGAGCAGCGGGAGGGGAACAUGGUCCAGAGCUCCCGGGAGGAGGAGUCAGCUGGGACUCCCGGGGCUGACCGUGCAGAGGCUGCCUGCCCGCAGGUGGCCGACUAUCCCACCGCCGCAGCCUCCGCCGCCUCAGCGCACGUCAGCCCCCCCCCUCAGAGAGAGCAGCGCGGCUAUGACUGGGGCUUGGACAUUGCAGAGGGGGGUUUGUUUAGCAGUGAUGCCUUCACCCCCCCGACGGCCACCUCGUCCCCCUUCUCGCUAUUCUCCGACCCCGCCUUCCCUGCCCAGCCCAUCCCAACCCCCAGAGCUGCCGUCCCGAGCACUGUCGAUCCCUUCCGCACCGCCCCGCAGAUCGAGACUCCUCUGAUCGAGGACCCCCUGCCCGAGACGUUGGCAGACUUGGGGUUCGUGGAUGUGCCUCUGACAGCGGAGGAGGGGGAUGAGAGUGAGAUCGAGAGAGCGGUGCUGGGCUUGGGAUUGGAUGAUGGGGAGGCAGGUUUGGAGGGGGGAGAUAUCACCAGGGACGGAGAGCCGCACGGCAGGAGCUCAGAGUUGGGAGAGAUUGGAGGGGGGCUAUUUAGCUCUGAUGCUUUUGUUCCCCCCGCGGGUGCCUCCUCCCCAUUCUCGUUGUUUUCCGACCCCGUGUUUGCCUGCGAGCCCAUUCCUUCCCCCAGGGCGGCGGAACCGAGCUGUUUCGAGUCGGUCCCGCUCGGAUCCAGCCCCCCGGUCGAGAGCUCCCCGGUCGAGCUCCCAGACAUUGAGACCUGGUCAGGGCUCGGUUUUGCUGACGUCCCGCUGACAGGGGAUGGGGCCGAUGAGGGCGACAUCGUGCGGGCAGUGGUGGAUCUCGUCUUUGACGAGGAGGGGCCACUUUUGGAGGGGGCGCAGACUGAGAGGGAGGGGGAGGAGAGAGAUGAGGUGGAGGCAGGGGAGAUCGACACGUGUCCUCGGGAGGAGGAGUCGGUUGGGACUCCCGGGGCAGAAGCCGCGGCGGGGCCCUUGUGGGCAGGGGAGGCAGAGGCGGCGCCGCAGGUCCAGGACUCCUGGGAGGGUGCUGUUCCCAGCGUGUGCCCGAUCCAGUACGCCGACUUGGCGCGAGUCCUGCCGUUCAUCCCCAACGUUCGGCUGGUGCGGGAGUUGGCGAGAGGCGGUCAGGGGGUGGUGUUUGCGGGGGAGGCGCGCACUGGUGACGGCCUCAGCUUCUCGGCCGCCAUCAAGUUUGCCGUUGGAGAAGAGGCGCCCCUGGUCCGGGAGGCCGUGCUCCACGCCGCCUGCAGCGGCUGCACGAACCUCAUCCCCGUCCGCGGCUUCUCACUUUACCUCGGCCGGUUCGCUCUGGUGUUCGACCUGGCGGACGGUCCGCCCACGUGGACCCAGCCUGGGGCAGGCGUGCAGUGCACCCCGGUUCAGCUGUACCGGGCGGUGCGGUUCCUGUGGCAGGCGCUGCAGGGGCUGGAGGAUAUGCACGGGCUCGGCGUCGUGCACCGCGACGUCAAGCCCGAGAACCUGCUGAGUCAGCGUGGCGUGGGCAAGCUGGCGGACCUGGGCCUUGCCACGUAUCUGCAUGAGCCGCAGGGCAACGGCAGGUGUGGCACCCCGAGGUACGUCGCCCCUGAGGUGUUUUACCAGGGCUUCCAGGACCGCCGGUCUGACGUUUAUGCGGUCGGGAAGACAAUCCAUGCCAUCGUGACGGGGACGCGUCCCAACACCGGCUUCUGUGACACCAAGGCCCUGCUCGGGUCGCUGGUCGUCACCGGCGGGCGGCAGGCGUGGCCCGCUGCCGUCCACGUGUACGGCGCGGAGGUGGUCCAGCUGGCGGACGCGUGCUGCGCGCCCGACCCCGACCAACGGCCCACCGCGGCUGACAUCACGGACGCGCUCCUCGGCACCGCAGUGCGGCUCAGGAAGCUGUGCCAGGCCGCCGCGGGGGUGCUGGGGGCGUGCGCGUAA